AUGCACUUGGGCAAUUUGAUUCUCGUUGCUAGCACGGCUGUGCUUGCCGUUGCAGCGCCUAAUGUUGAGAAGAAGAAGAGAGGCCCAAAGAAGUUCCAAUGGUUCGGCGUCAAUGAGUCUGGAGCCGAGUUUGGGAAUAAAGCCAUCCCAGGACAAUUGAACAAGGAUUACGUAUGGCCACCAAGCUCAACUAUCGACACCCUCGUUAACAAAGGCCUCAAUGCCUUCAGAGUCCCCAUAAUGAUGGAGCGCAUUAUACCCAGCAAGAUGACAGGCGGUACGAACGCAACUUAUGAGCAAGGAAUGACCACUUAUAUCAACUACAUCACAUCCAAAGGCGCCUAUGCUGUCCUCGACCCUCACAACUUUGGGCGGUACUACGAUGCAGUUAUAAGUGACUAUGCCGGCUUCCAAGCUUUCUGGAAAACACUUGCUACCAUCUACAAGGAUAAUAGCAAAGUCAUCUUCGACUGCAACAACGAACCACAUGAUAUGGGCUCCGCUAGCGUGCCGCAACUCAUGCAGGCCUGUAUUGAUGGUGUUCGUUCUGCUGGUGCAACGAGCCAGUAUAUUUUCGUUGAGGGAACGAGUUGGAGUGGAGCUUGGACUUGGGUCUCGGCAGGUAACGGUAACCUAGCCUCCCUCACAGACCCGGAAGAUAAGAUCGUUUACGAAAUGCAUCAAUAUCUUGACACCGAUGGCUCCGGAACAUCCGCCAACUGCGUCUCCGCGACUAUCGGCUCUGAGCGUCUGCAAGCUGCUACCGCCUGGCUGAAAUCCAAUGGCAAGAAGGCCAUCCUUGGCGAAUUUGCCGGCGGUGCCAAUACACAGUGUAAUGACGCCGUUAAGGAUUUGUUAACUUAUAUGACAAGCAAUAGUGAUGUGUGGCUUGGUGCACUUUGGUGGGGUGGUGGUCCAUGGUGGGGAAACUAUAUUUAUAACAUGGAACCGCCUAGUGGGACCGCAUAUACGUCAACGUUACCGUUGAUGUUGCAGAUUGUUUAG
Venustampulla echinocandica is the source of this 1005-nucleotide messenger RNA. Its product is annotated as putative endo-beta-1,4-glucanase B. The transcript is spliced from 4 exons. Gene Ontology annotation, molecular function: hydrolase activity, hydrolyzing O-glycosyl compounds. Gene Ontology annotation, biological process: glucan catabolic process. The coding region runs from base 1 to 1005 and encodes 334 amino acids. The record is from RefSeq and is a predicted model, not a curated record. Lineage: Eukaryota; Fungi; Ascomycota; Leotiomycetes; Helotiales; Pleuroascaceae.